UCUGCUGCUGCUGCUGUCACUGCUGCUGCUGUCACUGCUGCUGCUGGAGUAGAAAAUAAAGAACGUCAAGUUCUCCACCUCCACCUCCACCUCCACCUGUGGAGCCGCAGCUCCGCACCGUCAGAGCCGCUGAGCCCGGCUGUGGUCCGGUGACAGGAGCCGCUGCUGGAUCCAUGGGUUCUUCAUGUUCUGGUUCUGAGCCGAGAUGGAAACGGAACAUCCGCCCCGAAUAAAGACUGCCCUCGACAGGAGCACAGCUGAAGAGCUUCACCUCAGCGUUCUUUCCUGGAGCCACGUGAUGAAAAACGUGACUUGAGACGAAGACGACGACAGGAAACACUUUUCUGAAAAUUUAACCCUUUCUUUUUUAAAUGUUUGUUUCCCAUCUUUACUGAUGCCCCCCCACGACCGCCUCCCACCCCCACCCCCACCUCCACCACUGGGCCCCUCCCAGUCUUUCCCCACGCUUCCUCGUCAAUCGGCCCCGCCCAGGCCCGGCCCCCCCGUCGCCCUCGGCAGCCGUGCGUCCAAUGGCAGCCCGCUGCCCAGUCCCAUCGGUUCCUGUGGUUCCGUCCACGGCGUCUCCUUCCUGCUGCAGAUCGGACUCACCAGGGAACCGGUGAACCUUGACCCCGGGGACCAGACCCUGUCUGCUGUCAGAGAACUGGUCUGCUCCAUCGUGGAUCAGAAGUUUCCUGAGUGUGGACUCUUGGGGCUGUUGGACCAGAUCCUGCUCUUCCGUCAUGACCUGAGCUCAGACAACGUCCUGCAGCGGCUGACGUCGGCGGAGCAGAUCCACGAGGGCGACCUGGUGGAGGUGGUGCUGUCUGCCCAGGCCUCGGCAGAGGACGUCCACAUCCGUCCUCACACUCUCUCCGUCCACUCCUACAAGGCCCCGGCCUUCUGUGACCACUGUGGGGAGAUGCUGUGGGGUCUGGUCAGACAGGGGCUCAAGUGUGAAGGAUGUGGACUGAACUACCACAAACGAUGUGCGUUCAAGAUUCCCAACAACUGCAGUGACGUGAGAAAAAGACGGUUGUCCAAUGUGUCCCUGACGGGCGCUGUCCUGUCCAUCGCUCGUCCUCAGUCCAUGGAACUCAGCCCGGUUUCACAGGAGGAGCGCCCCCUCCUGGGUGCUGUCAAGCGCAAUUCUUUGCUCAGCGGUCGACCCAUCUGGAUGGAGAAGAUGGUCCUGGGGCGAGUUAAAGUCCCUCACACCUUCUCCGUCCACACCUACACCCGUCCCACCAUCUGUCAGCUCUGUAAACGGCUGCUGAAGGGACUGUUCCACCAGGGGGUGCAGUGUAAAGAUUGUAAAUUGAACUGCCAUAAAAGGUGUGCAGCCAGGGCUCCCCGGGACUGCCAGGGGGAGGCGCACUUCAACGGAGAGACUUCCAGUCCCAGUCUGGACUCUGAGGCCACGAUGGAGGCGGACCACGCCGACGUCCACAGUGAUGGAGGUCAGAGCACGGAGGAGCAGGACGAGGCGCCCCCCCCGGACGACAAGCUCUUCUUCACGGGGGGCCCAGGCGUGGACGGCGACAGGGACGAGGAGACGUCCAGAGCCACCAGUGUGUCCAACAUCCCUCUGAUGAGAGUGGUCCAGUCCAUCAGACACACCAAGAGGAAGAACUCCACCGUGGUCAAGGAAGGAUGGAUGGUCCACUACAGCUGCAGGGACGCCCUGAGAAAGAGACACUACUGGAGACUGGACACCAAGACUCUGACUCUGUUUCAGAAUGAAGGUGGAGCCAAGUUCUACAAGGAGAUCCCCCUGUCUGAGGUCCUGCAGGUGGAGCCGCUGCAGGACUCUGGGCUCAGCCCACCCUGCUUCCAGCUGACCACCUCCAACACGGUGUACUACGUGGGCGAGGACGAUGGUGGUCUGCACCAACACCAGGUCCCGGGUCUGGAGGUGAGCCAGAGCUGGGAGAAGGCCAUUAGACGGGCACUGAUGCCCCUCACACCUGAAGCCAGCACCAGCACCGGGGGGGGCCGGAGGAGGGAGCAGAAGGAACUCUGUCUCAGUGUAUCAGUGUCCAACUGCCAGAUACAGGAGAAGGUGGACAUCAGCUCAGUUUACCAGAUCUUUGCUGACGACGUCCUGGGCUCUGGACAGUUUGGCGUCGUUUACGGAGGCAAACACCGGAAGAGCAGCCGAGACGUCGCCAUUAAAAUCAUCGACAAAAUGAGGUUCCCCACCAAACAGGAGAGCCAGCUGAGGAACGAGGUGGCCAUUCUGCAGAACCUCCAUCACCCCGGCAUCGUCAACCUGGAGUCCAUGUUCGAGACACCAGAGCAGGUGUUUGUCGUCAUGGAGAAGCUGCACGGCGACAUGUUGGAGAUGAUUCUGUCCAGUGAGAAGAGUCGACUCCCUGAACGCCUCACUAAGUUCCUGGUGACACAGAUCCUCGUGGCUCUCAGACACCUUCACUUCAAGAACAUCGUCCACUGUGACCUGAAGCCGGAGAACGUUCUCCUGGCCUCGGCAGAACCUUUCCCCCAGGUCAAACUCUGUGACUUUGGCUUCGCCAGAAUCAUCGGAGAGAAGUCUUUCCGUCGCUCCGUCGUGGGAACUCCGGCGUAUCUGGCUCCAGAAGUUCUUCGCAGCAAAGGCUACAACAGAUCUCUGGACAUGUGGUCAGUGGGCGUCGUCGUCUACGUCAGUCUGAGUGGGACCUUCCCCUUCAAUGAGGACGAGGACAUCAACCACCAGAUCCAAAACGCUGCCUUCAUGUAUCCACCCAAUCCCUGGAAGGACGUCUCCAGUCNNGCCGUGGAUCUGAUCAACAACCUGCUGCAGGUGAAGAUGAGGAAGCGCUACAGCGUGGACAAGUCUCUGAGUCAUCCCUGGUUGCAGGACUACCAGACCUGGUUGGACCUGAGAGAGUUCGAGACCCGGCGGGGCCAGCGCUACAUCACCCACGAGAGCGACGACGCCCGCUGGGAGGAGCACGCCGACGAGCGAGGACUGCAAUUCCCCGGACACUUCAUUAUGUCCCCAAAUCUGGACGACAUGGAGGAGGACCCCUAGUGGCUGUGAGAGGAACAGCGAUGGUCCCAGGAUAAUGAACACACUGGUCAUGUGACCUGUUUUUACCUCAUUUAAUACUUUUCUACAAAUGUGAUGAAAAAAACUGUGAAAUUUACAGUCAAAUAAAUCGGGUUUUAGU
Messenger RNA from Cynoglossus semilaevis (tongue sole), 3173 nucleotides. Its product is annotated as serine/threonine-protein kinase D3. The coding region runs from base 395 to 3034 and encodes 879 amino acids. The record is from RefSeq and is a predicted model, not a curated record. The transcript has 19 exons. NCBI's taxonomy places the organism in Eukaryota, Metazoa, Chordata, Actinopteri, Pleuronectiformes, Cynoglossidae. Gene Ontology annotation, cellular component: cytosol. Gene Ontology annotation, molecular function: ATP binding; protein serine/threonine kinase activity. Gene Ontology annotation, biological process: intracellular signal transduction; phospholipase C-activating G protein-coupled receptor signaling pathway; protein phosphorylation.